GGGCAGCGAGUGGCCCACGCGAUACACUCCACCCUGGACUCUUAUGCGGUGACUCGCGCGGCGCAGGCGCCUCUUUGACCUCCGGAGGGGUCCGGGCUUCCCGCGGCGGGAUGUUCUCGCGAAGAAGCCACGGGGAUGUCAAGAAGUCCACCCAGAAGGUGUUGGACCCCAAGAAGGACGUGCUGACCCGCCUGAAACACCUGCGGGCGCUGCUGGAUAAUGUGGAUGCAAGUGAACUUAAGCAGUUCUUUGAGACCAACUAUUCUCAGAUAUACUUCAUCUUCUAUGAAAAUUUUAUAACACUGGAAAAUAGUUUGAAAUUAAAAGGGAAUAAUAAGUCACAAAGGGAAGAGCUAGACUCCAUCCUCUUUCUUUUUGAGAAAAUACUGCAGUUUCUACCCGAACGCAUUUUCUUUCGAUGGCAUUACCAGAGUAUAGGCUCAACUUUAAAGAAGCUUCUGCACACUGGAAAUUCUAUUAAGAUAAGAUGCGAAGGAAUCAGGUUGUUUCUUCUGUGGCUUCAAGCACUUCAGACAAACUGUGCGGAAGAGCAGGUGCUGAUUUUUGCUUCCCUUGUUCCUGGUUUCCCAGCGAUCAUGUCCUCCAGAGGGCCCUGUACUCUGGAGACACUCAUCAAUCCAAGCCCUAAUGUAGCUGAUGCAAAGAUAUAUCCAGAAGAAAUCACUCCACUCCUGCCAGCCAUAUCAGGGGAAAAAAUAGCUGAGGACCAAACAUGCUUUUUUCUUCAAAUACUAUUGAAAUAUAUGGUUAUUCAGGCUGCAAGCUUGGAGUGGAAGAAUAAGGAGAAUCAAGAUACUGGUUUUAAAUUUCUUUUCACAUUGUUUCGAAAGUAUUAUCUUCCUCAUUUAUUCCCGUCAUUUACUAAGUUAACAAACAUCUACAAACCUGUACUUGAUAUCCCCCAUUUAAGACCAAAGCCAGUGUAUAUUGCUACAGCUCGAGACAAUGAAAACAUUUACAGUACAAAAAUUCCAUACAUGGCAGCACGUGUUGUUUUUAUUAAGUGGAUUGUAACUUUCUUUUUGGAAAAAAAAUAUCUAACUACAGCACAAAAUGCUAAAAAUGGAGUUGAUGUAUUGCCUAAAAUCAUGCAGACUGUUGGUGGUGGUGCAGUGCAAGAGAGGGCACCAGAGCUGGAGGGUGGCGGGCCUGCAGAGCCGGACAAAAACCAUUCUAACAGCAGCACCUUGUCAGACCGGAGACUCAGCAACUCUAGCCUUUGUAGCAUUGAAGAAGAGCACCGAACCGUGUAUGAAAUGGUGCAGCGGAUCCUCUUAUCAACUCGAGGUUAUAUCAAUUUUGUGAAUGAAGUAUUUCGCCAGGCAUUUUUGUUGCCUUCCUGUGAUAUAGCUGUAACAAGGAAAGUAGUUCAAGUAUACAGAAAGUGGAUCCUCCAGGACAAACCUCUGUUCAUGGAGGAACCAGAUAAAAAGGAAGUUGCCCAAGAAGAUUAUGAAAAAUUAGGAUUUUCUGAGACUGACAACAAGGAGCCUGCAUUUGAAAGCUCCGGUCAUAAGCGAUCUUCGAGUUGGGGACGAACAUACUCCUUCACGAAUGCUGUGAGCAGAGGGUGUGUGACAGAAGAGGAAAAUAAGAAUGUGAAAGCCGGGGCCCAGGCUAUGCUGCAGGUAUUUUUGACAAAUGCUGCAAAUGUCUUUUUGCUGGAACCAUGUGCUGAAGUUCCCAUACUCUUGAAAGAACAAGUUGAUGCUUGUAAAGCUGUUUUGAUUAUUUUUAGGCGCAUGAUAAUGGAACUCAUAAUGAAUAAAAAGACGUGGGAACAGAUGUUGCAAAUACUACUCAGAAUAACAGAAGCUGUCCUGCAGAAGCCAAAGGAUAAACAAAUAAAGGACUUGUUUGCCCAGAGUUUGGCAGGGUUACUAUUUAGGACACUCAUUGUGGCUUGGGUCCGAGCAAACCUCUGUGUGUACAUUUCUCGAGAGCUCUGGGACGACUUUCUUGGAGUGCUGUCCUCCCUCACGGAGUGGGAGGAACUCAUAAAUGAGUGGGCCAACAUUAUGGAUUCCUUGACAGCAGUGCUCGCAAGAACUGUUUACGGAGUUGAGAUGACAAACCUACCUCUGGACAAAUUAAGUGAACAAAAGGAAAAGAAACAACGAGGCAAAGGCUGCAUUCUAGAUUCUCAAAAAGGAACCACUGUGGGGAGAUCCUUUUCUCUCAGCUGGAGGAGCCACCCAGAUGUGACUGAGCCUAUGCGAUUUAGGAGUGCCACCACAUCUGGGGCAUCAGGAGUUGAGAAAGCAAGAAACACCAUUCGCCAAAAAGCAACUGCUAAGAGAAGCCAGUCUAUCAGCAACUGUUUCCAACUUUCUGAGGCUUUGCCUGCCACUAAAAGCAUCCCGCUCCUCCUUCACAGCGUGAGCACUCUCUUACCUGGUCUCUCUUACUCCUCUUGCUCUCACAGGCUGCCAGAAGUGGAAGAAUGUCAGCAGUCAGAAAAUGCACCUGCAAUUGAAUCUGGCCACCUGGUGGCAGAGCAGCAGCAGCAGAUCAUUCGGAGCAGCAGCACAGCUGAUGUCACUGAGCCGCUGUGUUCAGAGUCAGCUCAGGGUCAAAAGAUAGAAAACACACAGAAUUUGAGUUCUUCAGAGCCUAAGCCUAUUCAAGAGAAUAAAGGAAAUGUGAAGAAAGAAUAUGAAGGAGUAACAAUCUUAGUUCGAAGAAGCAGCAGCUCUGCUGAAUUGGAUUUAAAAGAUGAUUUGCAGCAGACACAAGGAAAAUGUAGGGAGAGACAGAAGAGUGCAAGUGUCAGCAGUGACACAGCUCUAGACUGUAACAAUGAGGCAGAGUUGUCCAUGAGUUCAUGGCAGACCUGUGAGGAAGAUACAGAACUGAACUCUCCCACAGAUGAUGUGGCUGACUCUGAUGCCCGCCGUUGGUUACAACUGAGUCCCACAGAUGCUUCAAACUUAACAGAUAGCAGCGAAUGCCUUGCAGAUGAUUGCAGCAUAAUUGCUGGAGGGAAUCUCGCUGGUUGGCACCCAGACUCUGCCGCUGUGUUAUGGCGAAGAAUCUUGGGAAUCCUUGGAGAUGUGAAUAAUAUCCAAUCACCCAAGAUUCAUGCCAAAGUUUUUGGCUAUCUCUAUGGACUGUGGUAUAAACUAGCAAAGAUACGAGAUAAUCUAGCAAUAAGCCUGGAUAACCAGUCUUCUCCAUCUCCUCCGGUCUUGAUCCCACCACUCAGAAUGUUUGCAUCAUGGCUAUUUAAGGCAACGACAUUGCCAAAUGAAUAUAAGGAAGGCAAACUACAAGCCUACAAAUUGAUCUGUGCCAUGAUGACCAGACGCCAGGAUGUUCUGCCAAACUCAGACUUCCUUGUGCAUUUUUACCUUGUGAUGCACCUGGGAUUAACCAGUGAGGAUCAGGAUAUCUUAAAUACCAUUAUAAGGCACUGUCCACCCCGUUUUUUUUCCCUGGGUUUGCCUGGCUUUUCAAUGCUGGUGGGGGACUUUAUCACGGCUGCUGCCAGGGUCCUCGCUACAGACAUGCUGGCGGCACCUCGUUCAGAAGCUCUCACCAUUCUCGGUUCUCUUGUCUGCUUUCCAAAUACCUACCAGGAGAUCCCUUUGCUGCAGUCAGUGCCAGGAGUUAGUGAAGUCAUUACAGGAACCGAAGAUGUUAAGCAUUAUCUCAUAAAUAUUUUAUUGAAGAAUGCCACAGAGGAACCAAAUGAAUGUGCAAGGUGCAUUGCCAUUUGCUCCCUCGGAAUCUGGAUAUGUGAAGAGCUUGCACACUGUACAAGGCAUCCUCAGCUGAAAGAGGCCAUCAAUGUGAUAGGGGUCACCUUGAAGUUUCCUAACAAAAUUGUGGCUCAGGCGGCUUGUGAUGUUCUUCAGUUGCUGGUUUCCUACUGGGAAAAGCUUCAGAUGUUUGAAGCCUCUCUGCCUCUGAAAAUUGCAGAAAUCCUUGUGGCCACAAUUGCUUUUCUUUUACCAAGUGCAGAGUACUCCUCAGUGGAAACAGAUAAGAAGUUCAUUGUGUCCUUGCUACUCUGCCUCUUGGAUUGGUGCAUGGCUUUGCCAGUGAAUGCCCUUCUCCACCCAGUGUCCAUGUCAGCCCUGGAGGAGCAGCACUCAUCCAGAGCUCCUUUGCUGGAUUAUAUCUACAGGGUUCUGCACUGCUGUGUGUGCGGCUCAAGCACAUACACUCAACAGAGUCACUACACACUGACCCUGGCUGACCUGUCAUCUUCAGAUUAUGACCCCUUCCUGCCACUGGCAAAUGUGAAGAAUUCUGAGCCAGUCCAAUAUCAUUCAUCAGCAGAACUUGGCAACCUGCUUACUGUUGAAGAGGAGAGGAAGAGGCGAAGUUUGGAGCUGAUCCCUCUGACUGCCAGAAUGGUGAUGGCCCACCUAGUGAACCACCUGGGACAUUUCCCCCUCCGUGGGGGCCCGGCCGUGCUGCACAGCCUGGUCAGCGAGAAUCAUGACAACACUCCUGCAGAAGCUUCUGAGCUCUCUUCCGAGGUGUUCAGGAGCCCAAACCUGCAGCUGUUUGUAUUUAAUGAUAGCACCCUCAUUUCCUACCUUCAGACACCCACAGAAGGAUUGGCAGGCAGUUCACCAGUGGGCGCCCUCUCAGACGUGAGAGUAAUUGUGAGGGACAUCUCAGGAAAGUACUGCUGGGAUGGGAAGGUUUUGUAUGGACCUUUAGAAGGCUGCUUAACACCCAGCAGCAGAAAUCCUUCGUUUCUGAUUUCAGGCUGGCAUCAUCGAACAUUUGGGCCUCAGAGAAGUUUUCCUCAGACUGAGGAGGGAGAUGAUGUCCUUGAUAAAUUACUUGAAAACAUUGGCCACACUAGUCCUGAAUGCCUUCUGCCAUCGCAGCUAAAUCUAAAUGAGCCUUCCCCACCCCCACAUGGAAUGAACUGUGACCAAGAGAAGGAAAUUAUUGAGGUCAUUUUGCGCCAGAACGCACAAGAAGACGAAUAUAUUCAGAGAAGUAACUCUGAUUCAGCCAUGCAAGUCCCCAGCCAGGAGCAACCCUCACCAGUGGAGCCGCAGGGACCAUUUUAUUUCUGCAGGUUGUUGCUUGAUGAGUUGGGAAUGAAUUCUUGGGACAGAAGGAAGAAUUUUCAUCUGUUGAAGAAAAAUUCAAAAUUAUUGAGAGAGCUAAAAAAUCUGGAUUCCCGUCAGUGCCGUGAAACACAUAAAAUUGCAGUGUUUUACAUUGCUGAAGGUCAGGAAGACAAGUGUUCGAUCCUCUCCAAUGACAAAGGAAGUCAAGCAUAUGAAGACUUCGUUGCUGGACUUGGAUGGGAGGUAGAUCUCUCAACCCACUGUGGGUUCAUGGGUGGACUUCAGCGCAACGGCAGCACAGGACAAACCGCUCCUUAUUAUGCUACCUCGACUGUGGAAGUGAUUUUCCACGUUUCCACUCGGAUGCCAUCAGACUCAGAUGAUUCACUCACCAAAAAGCUUCGCCACUUGGGGAAUGACGAGGUCCACAUCGUCUGGUCUGAACACUCCAGGGAUUACCGCAGGGGUAUUAUCCCAACUGCCUUUGGAGACGUUUCAAUCAUUAUUUACCCAAUAAAGAAUCACAUGUUCUUUAUCACGAUAAGGAAGAAACCAGAGGUUCCAUUUUUUGGGCCUCUGUUUGAUGGAGCCAUAGUGAAUGGUAAGUUACUGCCAAGCCUUAUAUGUGCCACAUGCAUCAACGCCAGCAGGGCCGUGAAGUGCCUCAUCCCACUCUACCAGAGCUUCUAUGAAGAGCGAGCCCUGUAUCUUGAAGCAAUAAUUCAGAACCACCGUGAAGUAAUGACGUUUGAGGAUUUUGCAGCCCAAGUCUUUUCUCCAUCUCCAAGCUACUCCCUCAGUGGAACGGAUUAAAAUACAUAAAGGUCUCAUUGCAGUAUUUGAGCAAGGGCCCUGGCCACCAGCCUGAGUGCCUACCUCACAGUGCACUUGGCAAGGAGGAGAUGGUUGAGACUCCCCCACUCCCACCACCCAGAAACAUGCAAACCCAGACACUCCAGAAACAUGGCCCUCAACAGACCAUCAGUUAAUGGACUUCUGAAGUUAAAGACAAAUCCCACCGGAAUGUUGCAGGUUGGACUUUUAAACUAGGUGGUGGUGUCUUGCCCUGAAACCUCCUGAACCUUGGGCUUCAAAAGAAAAAAAGAAAAAGUCCCCAACAAACAGAGACAUACCCACCUUCAUGUGGACAUUGGUGUGGCUACUUCAGGCAGAGAUGGCAGAAGAUUCCAGGCUUUCGGGGAGGAGGCACAGGACGGCUGGUUUCUAUGUCCCACUUUGUUUCCUCUCAUUGAUAAACCCAAGCAUGAUUCGUGGAGGGGGCCAGCAAAACAACUGUCAAAUUGUUUGAGAAUUUUUCUCUGCAUUGAUUUUGCUAGUUCCCAUGUUAAAAUUUAUGGUUUGCUCAAAAAUUUCAUCAUGAUGGAAAUUGGCUUUCCCUAGGGUCUUUUGUCCAGAAGUUUUACCUCAGUUGAGUGUUUUUCCUCCUGAUGACUGAUGCCCACUAACUGAGGAGAGGUUUCUUGUCCAUCCUGUAGGCACUCCAGGUCAUGACAAUGAUACUCCUAUCACAGAGCACUCAGAUAUUUCUAGAAAUUCAGGGUCCUGUCCCAGUGAAAGCUCUGUAGGUCAGGAAGCUCCCAAGGCUCCACUCAGCACAGCACCACUCAAGGUACACACCAGCUCAGGUGCUAGACUGAGACAGCACCCCGCAGUGUCCAUCUGCCUCCAAGAGCCUCCCCUGGUGUUGUGCUCUCCUGCCCACUGCCCAACGAGGACCACUGUGGGGGCCUUAGGGAUAUUUCCCAUCACACAGAGCUUUAGGGUAACAGAUUCCAAGCAAGGGUUCAAUCAUGCUUUUCACUCAUUUGGCUCUGAGGGACACAUAAUGAGCCUAUUUUUUAAAAAGAAAAGGAAAAAAAUGAAAAGCUCCACCUUCUGCCAGCACUUUCCUAGCACCCUUGCUGGGGGUCUGAGGGUGUCAGAGACAAAUCAGUCAAUGGGAAAGACCUCUGCUUCUCACCUAGGUCUCUGCCUGUCUCAUUAUGGAGUUUUGUCCCACCACCCACUGCAGUCUUUGUGUUGUAAGACUGUAAGACAUUUCAAACACACAGAUCUGGAGCAGAGUAAGCCCCUGGCUCAGAAUGUGUGUGUGGAAGGGCCGGGGGCACCGGGGGGAGGACAGAGGCGGAGGGUUGGAGGGAAGGCAGCUGCUAGCUGAAGCCCCACUCAGAAGAAAAGUUGGCCGUGCAUGGGUGCUUUCCCUCUCUCCUCUGCCACCUGCCCUUUGCCCUCUGCUCAUCUGCUCUGCUCUACACCCAUGUGUGUUACCCCAGCCUACUUAGGCAACCUUUCCAGUGAGCCUUCUGAGCCUACUCACCCUGUGAGAGCCUCAGAGCAGCCGUUUUCACUGACCAGUCAGUUCUGUCAACCAUUCAGUUGGUUUGGCUGGUACCUGACCUUUAAGGAGAAAAGGGAAGAUCCAGGUGCAAGACUCCCUUUGGGGACAAGUGAAAAGGGAUUGUGAAAGUCUUUCCUAUUAGAAGGGUGAACCUUUUGCUCUAAACAGAAUUUGGGGUUUUUUUGCUUUAUAGGAAAUUAUAAGACCCAGGCCCACCAGACAGAAGCAGCUUAAACACAAUCCGUAUGAGAGAAUGGGGGAUGCUCCAAAAUAGAAGACAUAGUCUUAGUCAAUUAUGUGCUGCUCUGUAAACAGGGAUUUGUUCACCCACUGGGGCUGAAUGGCAAUAUAAAGGGUGACUGGAAGUCAUAGCAUUUUCUGUUGUCUCAGCAAAUGUCAGGAGUUUAUGUUCCCCUCCCACACACAUACACCUUUUUAAUGAUUUGGGCUUUCCGGUGGGCUUGGUUUGCCCCAUCACGCAUACUCAGACUGCUUUUGAGUUGCUUUGUUUCAUAUUUACAAAAUACCCAAACCUUGUUCCUUCCGAGAAAGGCAGCACAUGUUGCUGGGGUCCAGAGUCCCAUGGAAACUCUCAUGGGUAGUAGCUUCUAGAAUAUUUCAUCUUCAGAUUCUACAAAUCGCUGGUGCAGAAUUCUUGGAUUUAGUUGAAGUGUUGGGACUUGGGAGUCAUACUGAACUCUACUGGACUUCUGCUCCAUGAUUCCACUUUACCUCCAGGAACCAGUCCUCCUCAACCUGCAGUGGGAGACUCAGUUGUAGGUAGCAAAUAACUAGACCUUCCUGUCAUCCCUAAUGAUUUUAACAACUCUGACCCCAGAUUACAACCAGCAGUUUUGACACUGUGGCUUUUCCUGAGCCCACUAUUCUCAGUACCAGGUUUCGUUUGGAGACUUGGAAUGGGAAAGCAGGGGAUCUGGCAGCCAGGUUUGCUUGCAAUCAUGUGGACUUGAAUCAUUCUUGUUAUUUGGGGUGGAAAAUUGAAAUGAUCAAGUCUUUUUUUCUUUUUCACUUAGAAAAGCAAAUAUUUUGCUUUUGUAAUUAAUGCCUUUCAGCUAAAUUGCUGAAGGUCACUCAUCCAGUGAGGUCCCACCUGAGUCAUAUUAGUAGGUCAGCCAUCUGUAAACAAAAGUGGCCAUUAAUUGGCCCAAAAUGGGUAAGACUCGCUGGCUUCCAUGCAGGACCAGACUGAUCUUCUAUAGUCUCACUGAGUAGGUUUUGUACUUAAAAAAAUAGUAAUGCCACAAAAUUACUCCUUUAAAAAUAGUAAACUCUUAAGUAGACAGAAGUGAGGAAAUUUAGCUUCAGUAAGUGAUUGUCACAGUGUCUUCAUGCAAUUAAGACUGCAGUUCCUAAAAAUCGAAAGGGAGGAAGACGGGGUUUAGCAUUCAUUUUGUGAGAGGGGCUAAUAUCAGAUCCUUCGCCUUACAAACAAGAUCAUGUGAACCUAUAGACAGUACAAAUCAUGUCACAUCUUCCUGGAGUUCCUCAGGUGCGGGCAACUGUCCUUUAUUUACUAUUCUAUUUGUAUCAUCCAGAGGUUUGAGGGGGUCCUUUAAAACUUACUGUGAUGUCUUAUAUGUAACUGCUACCUUUAGGUCUACUGAAGAGGAGUGUCUGCAUCUGAAAGGAAAUUGAACAUAAACAACCAUCAUUUUAGUUGCACUCAAUAUCUAUGUAUGACAUACACAUUAAUUGAAUGUUUUCAGGCCUACAAUAUUUAAUACUUGUAAAUAAGGAAAAAAUUUGAUAAAUAUCAUAAAUUAAGUUAUAGUGUGUCAUUUGAUUUGUAUUUUGCUCUUAUUUAAUUUUCCUAAUGCUCACAUCUGGGUUUAUGCCCAGAUGAUAGAGACCUUUCUGUGUAAUGCACCUUUGCAGUCAAGCGUUUGUGUUGUGCCGGGUCAUUGUGCAGAGACAUGCCAUGCACAGAGAAGUACACAGUUCCACAGGUGACUACCACAACUCUCUGGUCUACCCUCCUUUUCUCCUGAACUAUGAUUUACUGUGAUGAUUUAAUAAAAUAGA
Pteronotus mesoamericanus is the source of this 9462-nucleotide messenger RNA. RefSeq names its product Ral GTPase activating protein catalytic subunit alpha 2 (gene RALGAPA2). The transcript is spliced from 41 exons. The coding region runs from base 111 to 5873 and encodes 1920 amino acids. Gene Ontology annotation, biological process: positive regulation of GTPase activity; regulation of small GTPase mediated signal transduction. Gene Ontology annotation, molecular function: GTPase activator activity. Gene Ontology annotation, cellular component: cytoplasm; nucleus. The record is from RefSeq and is a predicted model, not a curated record. Lineage: Eukaryota; Metazoa; Chordata; Mammalia; Chiroptera; Mormoopidae.